This is a messenger RNA of Nymphaea colorata (pocket water lily), 3514 nucleotides long. Its product is annotated as putative pentatricopeptide repeat-containing protein At3g16890, mitochondrial. NCBI's taxonomy places the organism in Eukaryota, Viridiplantae, Streptophyta, Magnoliopsida, Nymphaeales, Nymphaeaceae. Gene Ontology annotation, molecular function: protein binding. The record is from RefSeq and is a predicted model, not a curated record. Bases 325 to 2721 code for a protein of 798 amino acids. The transcript is spliced from 2 exons.
CCCACGGCUGGGAGCCUGGGAGUCUGCGUUCUGGUUUUUUAUUUUGUUUUGUGACUCAACAAUAUAAGAAAAUCGGAGGGGCUUCGGCCGCUUCGGGUUCUCGCCCCCUCCGUUUAAGGCUCAAUGGAUGUGGGAAGCGGGGACGCCGGGGAGUGUUUGAGGGACGUUCACUAGUGGCGUUGAUGGACAAUAAAUCUGCUUAAUUCAUUGCCGGCUUACAGAGUUACAGUCGAACCGGUUCCUCCGUCGUAGUUGGCGUUCUUCUUUUCCUUCCUGCGGCGGCGAGGCUCGAUAAGCGUAUUGGCGGCUUCCUCGCUGUGUGGGAUGAAACAUAUAGCCCUUAAAUGGCAGAACAAGCUGGGGGAGAAGACCUUGAGAGACAUCUCGAUAAUGGGUAGGCAGAUGAACCUUGGAAAAAGAGGAAUUCCGGAACCAGCUUCAGAAGAAGUGUCCGCCGAUCCAUCCAGAGGUAAGCAGCUCUUCAGUCGGUCUCAAUGUGGUGCCUCUGUUUUCAACAGCCCAGGUUCUGAUUCGCGCUGUGAUGUACUGGAAAACGAAAGCUUUUCACAUAACAAUCCUGAUUUUCGUGUUAAGUCUAUGGGAAUUGUUGAUUCACGUUGUGAAUCUGGCGAUGCCCAAUUGCUAUCUGAUGGUCAGAAGAAAGGAGGAAUGAACGUUUCACUGAAAAAUCAUGAUUCACGUAUAAGUUUUGCGGGAAUUUUUGAUUUAAAACGUGGCCACCGAAGCACCCAGUCUUUUUCUAUUCGUAAGGAAGACGUAUCGGCAACUCCCACAAAACUCUCGAGUUCCUUUAGCAAAAUGGAGGGCAGAAACUUUGAUACCAUCAAUAAAGAUCUAGUGACGAAUAUGCUUGAGAUGAAAGACUGGUUUACUGUGUUAAAUGGUGAGUUCAAAGACAAUUUAAGCGUUGUGACUCCAAAUUUUGUUAUUGGAGUGUUAAGGGUUCAGGAGAAACCUCUGCUAUCUCUCAAGUUUUUCAUAUGGGCUGCUCAUGUUAAUGAGGAUGUUGCAAAAGAUCGUUCAGUGAGGGGUGCUAUAAGCGAUGUGCUUGUCAUGAAAGGUCCGGUGGUUUUAUCGGUCGAAUUGUUGCGGGAGCUCCAGAAUGUUGGAUGUAGAGUAACGGAAGAUUUGUUCUGUUUGUUGGUAAAUAGCUGGGGAAGAUUAGGACUUGCCAAGUACUCGAGUGAAGUUUUUGGUCAGAUGUCAUUUUUAGGGCUGAGGCGAAGUACUCGCGUGUAUAAUUCUGUGCUUGAAUGUUUGGUGAAAUCAAAUUGCCUUGAUUUAGCAUAUUUUAGGUUUGAGCAAAUGGAGGGUGAUGGUUGCGUACCAGAUCGAUUCACGUACAAUAUCCUUGUUCAUGGAGUCUGCAAGAUUGGGAUAGUUGAAGAAGCUCUGAGGCUUUUGAAGCAAAUGGAAAAUGCCGACAUCUGUCCUAAUGUAUUCACUUAUACAAUGCUCAUUGAUGGGUUUUCUAACGCACGUGACGUUGAAGGUUUGCUUGGGGUCGUAGAGAUGAUGAAGAGAAAAAAUGUGGCUCCUAAUGAAACCACUGUUAGAUCAUUGGUGCACGGUGUUUUCAAGUGUGAAAAUCCACGUCGAGCAUAUGAAAUUUUGGUCGACUUCCUGAAAAAGGAACCUGGUUUGUAUAAAUACUCAACCAGUUCCAUGUUACACUGCCUCUCUAAAAAUGCGAUGGCAGGGCAAGCUAUUGAGUUUAUAAGUGAGAUGCGUGAAAAUGGUCACACUGUUGAUACAGUUACUUUCAGUCUUGUGAUAAGUUGUCUUAUCAAAUCCUCUUGUCUUGUUGAAUCAUGCAAAUUAGUGGAUGAGGUUCAUAAGCGAGGAGAGAAACUGGGACUUGAUGUGUAUCUAAUGUUGGUUUCUGCAUUGUACAGUGCAGGUCGAAAUGAGGAUGCUGAACAAUAUGUUUGCCGGAUGGAUGAGGAUGGGUUGCUUUGCAAUGUCUAUGCAUACAAUUUACUGAUUAAUAUUUUAUCUAAAGCAAAUGAUAUGGACAAGGCAUCAAAAAUAUUCAGUGACAUGCGAGAAAGAGGUUGCGCUCCAAAUCUUAUAUCCUUCAAUAUGCUUAUAGGUGGCCACAGUAGAAGAGGUCAGGUUCAUAAAACUCAUGAGCUGUUGAAAUUACUCCUAGAACAUGGUUUCAAGCCUGAUAUUUUCACAUUUAGUUCCAUAAUAGAUUGUCUUUGUAGAAACCAUCAGUUAGAAGAUGCAUUGGACUGCUUCAGUGAGAUGGUUGAAUGGGGUGUCCCUCCCAAUGAGGUCACUUACAAUAUCAUUAUCCGUUCUCUUUGUAAUGUUGGGCAAGUUGGUAGAUCAUUGUGGUUACUGCAAAAGCAGCUAUCUGACGGGAUCACCCCUGAUGUUUUUUCUUUCAAUGCUCUCAUACUGAGUCUCUGCAAAAUGAAAAACCUUGAGAAGGCAAAGGAUCUAUUCCAUUCCAUGUCAAGGUAUGGUGUCACUCCUGACUGUUACACAUACAAUGCCUUUAUUAAAGCUUUAUGUGAUUCAGGAAAGACGGAUGGAGCCAAAACUGUUCUGAUUAUGAUGGACCAGAAUGGCUGCAGCCCAAACUCCCAUUCAUACUGCCCAAUAAUUGAUGCCUUAUCCCUUAAAGGUUGCUUUGAGGAGGCCCAGGAAUUGGCUCAAAUAUGUAGAAAGAGAGGUAUUCUUGUGAAGUAAUAAAAGAAUAGCUGCAGACCAAACUCCAAUUCAUAGUGCCCAAUGCUUGAUGGAAGACAGAAAAUGAAAACAGGAGGAAGAUGUGCUAUCCUUAGAAGCAUUUAAAUGAAUUUGCCAGUUUGCGAUCCAGUGCUUAGCGUUUCUUCACAUUCUUUAUGAAAUUGCCGUUGCUCUUUUUUGUCGUGAUGGGGUUUCUGUAUUUGAAAGGAUGAUGGUUUACCUAGCGCGUUCACUUGUGAAUACAACGCAGUGGGGGGAAUGUUGUUAUGAUGGUUUUGUAACCAAAACUUAUGGCCUUUUUGUACAAACCACUUCUUUCUAAGCCUUUACACCUUCUGAAGAUCUAUUCAUUGAGUCUCAGGCUUGACUUAAGAAGUUCCAGGUUCGAGCAUAUUCAGACAAGGUGAUGUGGAAUCAAAAUAUCAUGUUGUUUUCCUUUGAGAUAAUGGAUUUCCCGUUGAGAAAUCAAAAGAUGAUUUGAAGCUCCUUUUUUCUGCAACAUUACUACUGAUUGACCUGUGUACCUGAUGUGCCUCGAUCAUUAGGAGCUGAUGAGGGAUCUAAUGAAAUACGAGAUGAAGAUGAACAUUUUUUUUAUGGCUACUUUGCAAAGAUCUGUGCAUGGUCAUCUCCUCAAGUAUGUCAAAGUAGGACAUGGAAGAGCAUUGCUCGGAGAAUUGGUGUUGAUGUUGGACUGGAACUUGUUUGUGAGGCAACCAAGGUCGAUAACAAGUUUUUUUUAUCAUGUAAAAAAACAUAUUAUCAAUUUAAAAAUUCCUAUUUUUGUAUCAUA